GGGGUGGGCGGCCUCCUAAAGGAGGCGGGGUUUGCAGUCUAGGUGCCAGGUGGGUCUCCUGAGAUUCCGCGUGAUUCCAGGGGAUCAAGUCCUCUGAGGCCACGGAUAGCUCUUAGGCGGUUAUGGAGAAUGGAGGCCCCGGGUAACCCUGGCGCCCGGGGACGAAAGGAUGUUCGCAAUAUUUGGGUCCUAUUUGAAAGGUGCGAGGUAGAGUUUGCAGCCUGAAGGAGGAAUGCAGAAAGGAAAGGAGAAAAAAGGCUUUUCUAAAUUCUCCCCUGUUUUCUGGGUAAGCAGAAAAGAUCCGGAGGGGUGGAAGCCCAGCCCUUUGUCAGGGUAAUCGACCGAAAGCUUCAAUUCGCCGGGCCCCGGGAACCUUGUUACUCUUCUCCCGCUUGUACUUCGGCCGGAACCCUAGUGCCCUAAGGCCGAGUUCGACGCCGGGCUAGAAAACCAGAUGGACCCGCACGAGAAAAGCGGAGUACCCGGUCGGGAAAAGCGGGGACGCGGGUGGAAGGCGCUGUCGGGCACCGGCGGGGAGACCAGCGGACGCCGGCGGGGUGUGGGGAGCAACAGCCCUAGCAGGUGGAAUUGGCCCGUUUGCUGAAGUUUCUUUCCCUCAUAGCCCAGGGAGAAAUUUACAUCUGGACUUUAUCUUACCAUGGCUUUGGUUCUCAGGUUUCUGAAUGGCGCUUAUAUUUUCAGACAUUGCCCAAAGCCAUAUGCCUCAUGCCCAUAUUUGGGUACCCGCUUUGCAGACUAUUGUUCUAGUAGUCUUCAGAAACCUGUGGCUGCUUCUGGUAGAACCUCCUCUCAGAGGAAAUCUGAAGGGGAUUUGCAAGGACAUCACCAGAGAGAAGUUGCUUUGGAUAUAGCAUCUCCUGAAGAAAAGCCUGAAGUUAGUUUUGAUAAAGCAAUUAAAGAUGAAAUAAAGGACAAUUUUAGGCGUUUGAAGGAUGAUAUUGUGAAUCAUUGGAUAGGCCCUGAAGGCCGCCCUCUGCAUGAGGUCUUGAUGGAACAAGCCAAGGUUGUCUGGCAGUUCCGUGGAAAAGAAGAUUUGGAUAAGUGGGUAGUGACUUCUGAUAAGUCUAUUGGAGGCAGAAGUGAAGUGUUCCUGAAAAUGGGCAAGAAUAAUCAGAGUGCACUGCUGUAUGGAACUUUGAGCUCUGAGGUGCCUAAGGAUGGGGAAAGUGGCCGCAGUGGGUACUGUGCAAUGAUAUCCAGGAUUCCAAGGGGCCCUUUUGAGAAAAAGAGGGCUUAUGAUUGGUCCCAGUUCAACACUCUGUAUCUCCGUGUGCGUGGAGAUGGUCGGCCUUGGAUGGUGAAUAUCCGAGAGGACACGGAUAUAAUCCAGAGGAAGAAUCAGAUGUACAGUUACUUCAUGUUCACCCGUGGGGGGCCCUACUGGCAGGAGGUCAAGAUUCCUUUCUCCAAAUUUUUCUUCUCUAAUCAAGGAAGAAUUCGGGACGCCCAGUACCAGCUUCUGCUUGACAAGAUCUCUUCUAUUGGAUUCACCUUGGCUGAUAAAGUGGAUGGUCCAUUCUUCCUGGAAAUAGAUUUUAUUGGAGUGUUUACAGAUCCAGCCCACACAGAAGAGUUCGCCUAUGAAAAUUCUCCAGAGCUUAACCCAAGACUUUUUAAAUAGAGAUGGUAAUUUUGUAAUACCAGACUAAGAGUAGCAGUAUCCAUGAUGACCAAGACAAAUAAAGUAUUUAAUGGCUUUCAUCCAACAGCUGGUAUGUAUUCCCUGAGCCAAAGGUAAAUGCUGUUGCCAAGAGGGGCCACAUAGGGAGACACAGCAUGAAACUAGAUUCUAAGCUAUAACUUGAUGCAAGUCCUGAUGUGGAGGUACUAUGUAAAGAACUUAACUGUUUUGGGUUAAAAUGAUUUGUUAGGAACAAUUCCUACACACAUACGCAUUGCCAAAGCAAGCAGACUGUUGAUGUCCGUUCUCCUACUCUGUUCCUUGUAGGUUCUUGUGUUUUCUAAUCCAUUGUUGGAGGAAAGGAGAUUGCUAAACAAUUCCGUGAUUUUUAGUAUAUUCACAGACUUGUCGACUUUUAUCACAAGCUAAUUUUAGAAAAUUCCUAUCUGCCCUAGAAGUAACGUUAAUACCCCUUCGGCAGGCACUCUUAAUUCCCACCCCCUGCCCCAGGUGUCUGCUGAUCUGCUUUCCCAUAGGUUCAGCUUACCUGGAUAUGUCCCACAAAGACAAUCAUGUAAUAUGUAAUCUUUUAUGGCUGGCUUCUUUUCACUUAGCAUAGUGUUUGUGAUUCAUCCAUGUUGUAAUAUUUUAUUAGGACUUUAUUUCCUUUUAAGUGCAUCAUUUUUAAUCUAUUAAUGGACAACUGGAUUUUCUUUACUUUUUGGCUACAAUGAAUACUACUACUGUAAAUAUCGGCCUGUAAGUUCUUGUGUGGACAUGUGCUUCUUUUUCUUGAGUAUAUACUUAGGAAUAGAAGAUCAUGUGCCUCUUGUGCUUCAGUGUUACACAUGCCAAUGAUGGGUAAUGUGGUAGAUAUAUAUAUA
Messenger RNA from Mustela erminea (ermine), 2526 nucleotides. It is a transcript of the gene NDUFAF1, whose product is annotated as NADH:ubiquinone oxidoreductase complex assembly factor 1. Gene Ontology annotation, cellular component: mitochondrion. Gene Ontology annotation, biological process: mitochondrial respiratory chain complex I assembly; mitochondrial electron transport, NADH to ubiquinone. The transcript is spliced from 5 exons. The record is from RefSeq and is a predicted model, not a curated record. Bases 659 to 1642 code for a protein of 327 amino acids. Lineage: Eukaryota; Metazoa; Chordata; Mammalia; Carnivora; Mustelidae.